ACUGAAACAACGAUGAAGAAGACCAGGACGCCAUUCCAAGCCCCAACUUGCAAACGGACGCCCGAUUUUCUAGUUGCUCAUCGAUCGAGUUGCCGAGCUCCAAUAAACACCAGCCAUGCAAAAAUCCUAGUAGGACGGACCCAAUCAGAUCUGCUUGGAUCUUCCUUCUUCCCAAAAUCCAUUGCUUGCACUAAAAUGAAUAACAUAUACUAGUAGCUGAAAGAGAGAGGCCAGCAUCUCUAUAUAUGAGAUGAGAUGAGAUGGGUCAAAAAGACUGCUCCUCCUGCUCACCUCAGACCUUGCCUAGCUUCAGUGUGAGCUCCGUAGCUCAUGCUGCGACUUGCUAUCUUUUUCUGAUCCUUGUAUACAACAAGGCUGCAGCAUCUCUGCUUCCGCCAUGGACAGGGUCACCCAGUGGGUUUCGUCCCAGCAGGAUGUCCCUGCCGACCUUACCAUCCGGAUCGCCGACUCCAUCUUCCCUCUCCACAAGGCGGUCAUGGUGCCCAGGCGCGGCUACAUCCGCCGGGCCAUCGCCAAGGAGGACCCCUCCGCCGCCGUCGAGCUCAACCUCUCCGCGCUGCCCGGCGGCGCCGACGCGUUCGAGAAGGCGGCGCGCUACUGCUACGGCGCCAACUUCGAGAUCACCUCGCGCAACGCCGCCGCGCUCCGCUGCGCCGCGGCGUUCCUCGACAUGCAGCACCCAGCGGACCUGGCCCGCCGCGUCGACGAGUUCCUCGCGCAGGCCGGCCUCCGCGCGCUGCCCAGCGCGGUGACCGUGCUGCGCUCCUGCGAGGCGCUCCUCCCGGCCGCCGAGGAGCUCGGCGUCGUGCGCCGGGCCGCGGACGCCGUCGCGCUCAGGAUCUGCAACGCGGCGCUGUUCCCGACCAGGACGCCGCCGGGGUGGUGGACGACCGAGCUCGCGGCGCUCUCGCCGGCGUCGUUCCAGAAGGUCGCCACGGCGCUGCGGUGCCGCCGCGCGGACCCCAAGGUGCUUGCGAACGCGGCGAGCGCCUACGCGGAGCUCACGCUGGCGGAGGUCCUCGCCGACCCCCAGGACAAGGAGGACCAGCGCGCGCUUGUCGAGUCCGUGGUGGACGUGCUCCCUUCCGCCGCCGACGCACCCAUCCCGGCGGCGCUCCUCUGCCGCCUCCUCCACGCCGCGGUCACCACCGAGGCCUCCGCCAAGACGUGCCGCGACCUGGAGCUCCGCGUCGCGGCGGUGCUGGAGCAGGCCACCGCGGGGGACCUGCUGGGCGUCGCGCUCGACGGCGCCGGAGAGCGCGUGAGGAACACCGACACAGUGCGGCGCGUCAUCGCCGCCUUCGUCGAGCGGCAUGCGGCGGCGUCGACGGAAAGCGGGCGGAGCCGCCGGCGGGCGUCGCUGUCCGGCAGCCGAGCUGCAGAGGUCGAUCCGGGCGCGAUGGAGAAGGUGGCCAGGAUGGUGGACGAGGUGGCGGCGGAGCUGGCGACGGAGGAGUCGCUGGCGAUCUCCAAGUUCGUGGGCGUGGCGGGGGCGGUGCCCAAGGAGGCGCGGGCGAAGCACGACGGCGUGUACAGGGCGGUGGACAUCUACCUGAAGACGCACCCGGCGCUGGACGAGAUGGAGCGGGAGAAGGUGUGCAGCGUCAUGGACCCGAUUGUGCGCACAGUGGCCCGUGCCCACCCCAUUUUGGAGCGUAUCGGCCCGUGCCCACCCGAUGUCCUGGCCGUUGGAUGCAUUCCAAGAUUUGCGAACGGCCCAACCGCAUUAGGAGCAGCUUGUACUGGUGAGGGAUCAAGCACCGGUUCCGCGGGCGCAUGAAAAAGCUUAAGGUCCUCGUGGGAGCUUCUCGGUCAAGGGAAAACUGGGUAGCAGCAAUUGUCAACAGCACGCGAGCUAUGGUGUGACAGGACUUUUAGCAUGCUCGUGGACUGGACUUGUUGGCCUUCAGUGUUUCAGCUGUAGUUUGUUAUUAACGUUUCACCUUGAUCGUUGAUUUCGAGUUAUACCAGCUCUGUAUGUAAGCUCUUAACAUUUUACUGCCUUACUUGGUCCGUGACUAAAUGUUAAAUGUUCUUCAGUAUUUCUGCUUGCAAUGAUAGCUUGGAAUGUGCAUAUUAUUCUUUCUAAAAAAAA
Molecule: messenger RNA, 2116 nt
Organism: Panicum virgatum (switchgrass)
Lineage: Eukaryota; Viridiplantae; Streptophyta; Magnoliopsida; Poales; Poaceae
Product: root phototropism protein 2-like
Exons: 4
Coding region: 398-1801 (467 amino acids)
Molecular function (GO): protein binding
Source: RefSeq, a predicted model, not a curated record